AUUUUAAAUUAAAUAAUUAUGGUUUUUGAUCGAUUAUGGAUUAUGCGCACUAUGCCAUUUGGACUGAAGUUUGAGGGUUACUCCUGUCAAAGUUGUUUUUGUUGAAUUAUUGAAAGAUAAAGGGAGUAAAAAUGUCGAUAGAACAGGAUUGCAAGAAACUGGUGGCCGACUUAAGGAGCAGGAACUUAUCGAACGAUGAACUGGACGCGAUUAUGAGCAGUGACGACAAGCUGGAGGAAUUAAUAAAAGGUCUUGAACAGUCGUACAUUCAAGACAUCGAAAACGAAAAAGAGAGAACAAUUGCCAGCAACAACGAACUAGCUGAGCAAAAUUUGUCUAAGGAACCAGAGCUGGCUGAAAGAAGAGAAAAACUACACAACACAUCAGUCGAGGGCGAAGAACUGACAAAACUGGUCAAAGAAAAGACUGAAGAACUAAGACAAAAAACUGGUGACAUGUCCCUAGAAACAGCGUUAGCUCUCUUACAAACUGCAGCCAGUGAAAUGGAGGAGGAAUCUGAUGGGGUGGCGAAAAAAUUCCUAGACAGUGAGGUAGAACUGGACGAUUACUUGGACCAGUUCCUGGUGAAGAGGAAACUGAUGCAUUUGAGGCUAGUGAAGGCGGAAAAACUGAUGAAACUUCUCUCAGGUGGUGUUUCAAAUUACGUCAACGCACCACCUUUGAAUAUAAACACAGCUUACUUCCCUGGAAUACCAUCGAAUAAUGUAAUACCACCAUAUCCUUCAUCUAAUUCUGUUCCCUAUCCAACUGGUCCAUUAAACAUGCCCAUGCCUGGGAUGAACUAUUUCCAAAAUCAUUUUUGAAUACUCUACGUCACUUUAUUUUGUCCAUAAUGGACAAUAUGUAAUUUUAUAAUAUGGAUAGGUACAAAUUCAGUUGAAGGAAUUAAGCAUUUUUUAAUUUGUAUGCAAUUUUUAUAAAUAAGAAUAUCUCAUAGACAUACAAGUAGCUAAACAACAUUGUUUAAUGUUCAAAUAAGUAGAAUAAGUUUUAAAAAACCCAUUUUAAGUUGUAAAUUUAUCAAUUCUUUAACUUACUGCGUUUGUACCUCCUUAAUAUUUAACAUUUCGUUGUACAUAAAUGAAUUUAUUAAAUUUCCUACUUGUGAUACUUAUUAAUUCACAUAUAAAGUGCCCAUAUGUUUUUCAUAUUAUAAUUCAUUCUUGCAAAAAGUUUGAAAAUAAAUAGUCCUAAAUUAUAUUAGCAGUUCAGCACAGUUUGUAAUAUAUUGUUAGCAUGUUAAAAAUAUAUUUAUAUAAUGUAGUUAUUGUAUGACUAAUUUUAAUAUUUACAAUAAAAUAUGAGAAAUAGUUUCUUA
This is a messenger RNA of Aethina tumida (small hive beetle), 1339 nucleotides long. It is a transcript of the gene Vps37B, whose product is annotated as vacuolar protein sorting-associated protein 37B. Gene Ontology annotation, biological process: protein targeting to vacuole; protein targeting to membrane; ubiquitin-dependent protein catabolic process via the multivesicular body sorting pathway. NCBI's taxonomy places the organism in Eukaryota, Metazoa, Arthropoda, Insecta, Coleoptera, Nitidulidae. The transcript has 3 exons. The record is from RefSeq and is a predicted model, not a curated record. Gene Ontology annotation, cellular component: ESCRT I complex. Bases 132 to 824 code for a protein of 230 amino acids.